GUGAACGUUGUGUGCGUGUGCGUGGUCCGUCUGUGUAGUGUGCAUUAAUCAAAAACGAUAUUGUUAUCAGAACGAUAUGGUAGUGCAAAGUUCGACCGUCUCGUCGUGGGUAUCGUGAAAUAAAAAUUGAAAGAUAAAACCGACGUAAAUUACAGCGCGUGUGGUCCGUUCAAUUUACGUUAGUCGUUCGUUCCUUCACUCAUAUUAUUAUAUCGUAAUCGUCCGAAAACGAUCGCGACCGUCUGUGUCGAGUGCUCCUGUGUGUUUGCCGAUUGGUGAAAAUGGUAUAUUAAUAUAAAUUCGCGAGUUCAGUGCCCGUGAUAUAGUGUCGAAAUCCGCCGUCGUCAGUAGUUGCUCAAUUUCUUUUUGUUAUUAUCGUUAUGUUUUAUUAUUGUUGUUGUUAUUAUUAUUGUGACGAAGUGAAACGAUACGUGUUAAGUGUGUGCAAAUUUUGAUCGUUCGACCGGUGGUAACAUACCUAUAUAGUAUAAUAAAUUUAAUUCGUGCGUAUGAAUAAAUUCAUAUAUAUUUCCCAAAAGUAAAUAUGACAACUCGCUGCCUAGUAGCUUUAGAAGUGCAACUUAAGUGGAAAUCACAGCGGUGGCAAUCAUAAAUCAAUAAGGUGUAUCUGUCGGUUUUCGCAAAUGACACUGCAAACGCAUCGGACAGCACCGACAACGCGACUGGUGCGAAUAAGACUUUGAGGGGCCUCGAGCCCCCGUGGGAUGGACUGCCGUGGCGACGAGCUCAUCCAACACAAUAACAGAACGGCGGCACAAGCUGUGCCUUUUCAAUACCUUAUCAACGAACAGGCAAAGUCUAUCCUUGCUCUACAGGAAUUACAGAAUGAGGUCGGCGCGCUAUUGGAGUUUAGGGACCUGGUCAUGGACACGUUCCCGCACCUGCGUCACAAGCAGGCGUCCAGCCCGGAGCCGAGCUCGGGAUCACAGGGCGUCGGUUCCGGGGAGAGCCGCUGGGAGCCCGGGGUGCGGGUCCGCCGGAAGUUGCAGGGCCCGUCGUCGGGAUGGAUCGCCGGCAGCAGCGGGGGUGGUGGAUCCGGUGGCGUCGGACUGGUGGCCGCGGCUGGGACGGCACCGCGGAGCCGGAGCAACAGUCACGGGAAGGGCCCGAAAAGCGGCGAACCGGCGGCCACUUCGUCGGUGGGCACCGUGCAGGACAGCGGCUUCUGCACGGAGAGCAAAGACAGCAGCUCGACCAGUUCGCGGACUACGAUGACCACCAAGAACUGCGGCAAGGACGACGACGAGGACGAGUUGUGGAGCCUACUGGAGAUGAUCCAAGACAAGGGCACCAAGCUCAAGCUGGAGGUGGAGUCGCUGCAGAACCGAUUGCUGGUGGACGACGAGCGGCUGCGGCGACGCCGGCGCCGGUUACGGUUGCGGCCGUGCCGUAGCCUGGACGACCUGCAGCCGGGACCGCGCGACGGAGACGACCUACGCACCUGCUGCAGCGGCGCAGAUUACGACGUGUUCCGAGUGCACGUGGCCAACGUGAAACGCGAACGGGACGCGUUGCUCGACCGGGUCACGGAAAUGGAAGCGGAGAGCCUGUCGAACGCGGCGCAGAUCCACCGGUUGCUCGCCGAACUCAAGGCCGUCGUGUGCGAGAACAGGGAGCUCGAAGAACGGCUGUGCGGUGGAAAGUCGCCAUCGGCUGCCGCGGCCAUAGCUGCUGCGACGAUCGCGGCGAGAAAAUCGUCAUCUAGUCAUAACGGCGGCGGCUUCGCUCCGGUUCAGCCCGAAUCGUCGACGGGACCCAGUUCGUCGUCGGCCGGCCGCGACGCGUUCUACACGCCCAGCCAACAUUCGGCCUGCAACCUGUCGUCCAUCGAACUGCAGUGCGGCAAACUCCACGACGGUUCGUCGUCCGCGUCCUGUGCGUCGUUGUCUUCGUCGUCCGCCAUCAAUGACGACGACGACAACCGGGAUCGGGACCGUCACCGGUCCAGGAGGGUCCUGCUGGUCCGACCAUCCGACCCUAUAUCUCGGAACCUGGAGGGCCGCGCUCAGUCGCCGGCGUUGGACGUUGGCUCGCCCACGUUCGCCAAGCGGUUGGGUACCCUGGACGGCGUCGUCAGCAGUCCUAGCGACAGGAUUGGCAAACCCUCCGCACCGGGAUUCAGCACGCCGUUACCCAAACGAACGCUGGCCGCCAUACUCAAAACGUUCAAUCCAAUCGAACUCCAGCGUCACCUCAUCACCGUAUCCUAUGAAAACAAGAAUCUCGUCCGUCAGAUGGAGAUGUUGAACAUUUCAAAGAGCAACGUUUCCAACGAACUGAAUAAGAGCAAAGAGGACAACGAAGAACUGAAAUUCCAACUGGAGGAGAAGCGCAUCGAGCUGGAAGGGACCAUGGCCCGAGUGAGGUUGUUGCAGUUGCACCAGGAACAGCAGCAACACGGUCCCGUCGUCGCGGGAUCACAAUCAGCCGGCACCGCAUCCACCGCCGCUACAAACAACCAGUGGCUGGACCUGGUACCAUCGAAUCCGAUUCUACCUCAGAUUGCACUGCCAGGAACGCCGUCGGCGAUGGUCUCCACACCGCACGCGAACAACAACCACCUGCAACAACACCACCACCACCACCAUCAUCACCUCAAUCACAGCCAGGACGAAAACGGCGGCAGCAGCAGCACUGAGUCGACCCAUCAGACCCGCAGCGGCGGCAGACACGGCGCGCAACAUCAGCCCAGCAAGAUACCGGUGGUCAAGCCGUCGUCGUGUCCGGUGCAGCCCAGGCCGACGUCGUCGUAUCGUGGCGGUGACGCGCAACAAUGUCAGUCGUGGACCAAGUGCAAGUCGGACCAAUCGUUGCCACGCAACUGGGAGUCCAUCAACAACAAGAGCAACGGCGGUUCGUCCAUCGGCAGUGGCGUAGGCAGCGGUGUCAAACAGCGCGGUAGCAAAGUCGAUUCGUCGCAGAAUCACCACUUGCAACAGCACAGAUCCCGAAGAGAUUCGGCCGGCGGCGGAGCGUCGCUGACGCGAGCUAGAUCGCAAAACCAUCAUGCGCACCAACGCACCAGUGCGGCGACUGGCGGCGCGGCCAAAGACUUCAACAGGACCGCGUCGGCGACGGUGACCGCGGGUCAUCAGCUGCAGCAACUGCAACAGCCGGCGGCCGACGAUACCAACAAGCCCGCUGCCAAGAAACUCUUCCGGCGCCGUAACCUCGUACGACAGAGUCGUGGCUUGAUGGAAUCCUGCAAGAAACCUGUCCUGCCAGCCGUCGAUGAAGUACAAGAGCCGCCAGACUCCAUGGCCGUCCGACCUCGCGACUUGGACGACGGGGAGGACGACGAGUUUUUCUUCGACAGCAUUGAAAGUAGUCUGGCCACGAGCGCCUGCAGCUCUAGACCGCCUCCGCCCGAAUGCGAUUCCAUCGAUCUGUCGCAACCAGACUCAUCGUUGACAGCCACUUGACCGAUGACGGUUUUCCGUCACAAUAAUAUAAUUAUUAUUAUACACAAAAAAACGUAGAUACUUUGCCUAUACGACGAUGAAAUAGAAAAAAAAAUAUUGUAUUUUGGCAUUUUUUUUUUUUUACUUUCGUCUACC
This is a messenger RNA of Rhopalosiphum maidis (corn leaf aphid), 3578 nucleotides long. RefSeq lists its product as uncharacterized. The coding region runs from base 726 to 3443 and encodes 905 amino acids. NCBI's taxonomy places the organism in Eukaryota, Metazoa, Arthropoda, Insecta, Hemiptera, Aphididae. The transcript has 6 exons. The record is from RefSeq and is a predicted model, not a curated record.